Molecule: messenger RNA, 1333 nt
Organism: Cannabis sativa
Lineage: Eukaryota; Viridiplantae; Streptophyta; Magnoliopsida; Rosales; Cannabaceae
Product: cytosolic sulfotransferase 3-like
Exons: 1
Coding region: 445-1233 (262 amino acids)
Biological process (GO): sulfation
Cellular component (GO): cytoplasm
Molecular function (GO): sulfotransferase activity
Source: RefSeq, a predicted model, not a curated record
AGAUAUCUAAAAUGAAAAAGCAGGAUGUGUAUUAAAUAAUAUAUAUAAUUUGAUGAUAAUCAAGUGAAAAUAAUAAAGAAUUAGUAAUUGAUUAUUAAUAAUUAUUUCUGAAGUGCUCUUUACUUACCAAUACCAACACUCAAUCAUAUAUUACACCACUGUCGACCACAUCCACAAGCCUAUAUCACCAACUACAAUAAUUAAUUAACUAAUUAAUUAAAUUUAAAGCUAUAGCAAAUCAUGAAUUAAUAUCCAUCUCAAUCUCUAUAUAUACACAUAUAUACAUUCCCUUGAAAUUAUUUAUUUAUUUUCCUUCCCAAUAAUCAUAUAUAAUAUUGUUAUGCUCUUCUCUUAAUUUCAUCAAGUUUCAAGCUUUUUUUUUUCUUUUUCUUAGCAUUAUAUAUACAUAUUUAUAUAGUUUAGUUUGCAGGUGAAAACAUUAAUAUGGGAUCAGAGGAGAAGAAGGGAAUCCAAACCCAAUAUAUUUAUGUUGAAAACACUUCAAUUUCAACUAUAGACAACAAAGAAGAAGAAAAAGAAGAAAAAUCAUUAGGUAAUGUAAGUGUAAUGAUGUUACAUCAAAUGAAUUUCCAUCAAAAAUUCAAACCAAAAGAUGAUGACAUAAUCUUAGCCUCCAUUCCCAAAUCAGGCACAACUAAAUGCCUCAAUUCUCUUGUCUUCUCCAUCUUAAAUCGAAACAAUUUACAUGAUCAUAAUAGCUGCCGUUUAAUCUCGACACACAUUCCCUAUGCAUCUUUUCCUGAUUCCAUAAAGCAUUAUUCCAAGUCUCGAAUUGUUUACCUUAGUAGAAACCCUCUUGACGUAAUAGUAACUAACAAUAAGGAGGGUUUUUCUAGUAUGGAAGAGUGCGUGGACAUGUUUUGUAAAGGAGAAAGUGUGUUCGGUCCUUUUUGGGAUCAUGUUUUAGGGUUUUGGAAAGCAAGUUUAGAAAAACGUGAUAAAGUGUUGUUUUUAAAGUACGAGGAAAUGAAAGAAGAUAACAUUGGUCAAGCCAAAAGGGUUGCUGAGUUCGUUGGAAUUCCUUUCUCGAAAGAGGAAGAGAAAAAUGGAAUUAUUGAACAAGUACUACUUAUGAAUAAAUUGAAAGAAGACGAUCAUGAUCAUGAAGUGGGCGAUUGGAUGAAUCAUCUUACUCCAUCUAUGGUAAAGUGUGUUAAUAACAUAAUGAAGGAGAAAUUAUGUGGUACUGGCCUAUCAUUUAAAAUGUCUUAAUUAAUUAGAAGAAAUUGUUUAAGUUGUUUCAUUAAUUUUAUUGUCUUAUUAUAUUUGUUAAUCAAAGUAAUAUUAUUUGAGUUGUGGUGUGUUGUGUGUA